Molecule: messenger RNA, 627 nt
Organism: Candidula unifasciata
Lineage: Eukaryota; Metazoa; Mollusca; Gastropoda; Stylommatophora; Geomitridae
Source: the annotation of a GenBank genome assembly
AUGACCAAAAAAGACGCUACUGUGUUUGGUAAAUACAAACAUCUUGUGUUCAUAACAACAAAUACCUCUACUCCGCUACAUCAUCUAGUCGACUUUAUCAGAAAAAUUCGGAAACAUGUCACUACACAGUUUAUCCCAAGUACCGGACUUUGCAGAAAGAUGUAUCGCGUGUCCAAUAGAAUGCAUUAUACUCUUACACCCCUGCCGGGUUCAAUCUCAGCCCUCCUGGGUUCAAUCUCAGCCCAGCCGGGUUCAAUCUCAGCCCAGCCGGGUUCAAUCUCAGCCCUGCCGGGUUCAAUCUCAGCCCUGCCGGGUUCAAUCUCAGCCCUGCCGGGUUCAAUCUCAGCCCAGCCUGGAUCAAUCUCAGCCCAGCCGGGUUCAAUCUCAGCCCUGCCGGGUUCAAUCUCAGCCCAGCCGGGUCCAAUCUCAGCCCAGCCGGGUUCAAUCUCAGCCCAGCCGGGUUCAAUCUCAGCCCAGCCGGGUUCAAUCUCAGCCCAGCCGGGUUCAAUCUCAGCCCUGCCGGGUUCAAUCUCAGCCCUGCGCUUUGCUUUGGCUUUAACAGUAGUAUCGAGAAGCCGACUGUCCAAAAAAAGCAAUGGCAAACAACUGGACGUGAAAUUUGCCUAG